Rana temporaria (common frog) is the source of this 2518-nucleotide messenger RNA. It is a transcript of the gene NCOA4, whose product is annotated as nuclear receptor coactivator 4. The record is from RefSeq and is a predicted model, not a curated record. The transcript is spliced from 10 exons. The coding region runs from base 88 to 1953 and encodes 621 amino acids. Gene Ontology annotation, biological process: response to hormone; intracellular iron ion homeostasis. Gene Ontology annotation, molecular function: transcription coactivator activity. Lineage: Eukaryota; Metazoa; Chordata; Amphibia; Anura; Ranidae.
CCGCCCACAUUCCCGUGACGUCAGCCGGUGAUCUUUAUACUGGUGCGGCCUGGGUUCUCGUUCUUCCGUCGGUGCCGGUACCGGGACAUGCAUCUGUCGCAGGAGCAAGAAGUGCCCAAAAAAAUGGAUUUGAACCAAGAUCAUUCCAGUGGCCAAGAUCCGCUUUCUAAAUGUCUUCAAGCUAGAAAGGAAUUAGAGACUGCAAUUCAAGCACUUAUUAAAACGGAGCAACAAGUAAAGGAAAAUGGCAAAGAGGUGAAAGCUCAGAUUCAGUCUUGUAUUAGUCGUCACCUGGAAUGUAUGCGUAGCCGUGAAAUCUGGCUUUUGGAGCAGGCUGACUUGGUUCAGCAGCUGAAGGAAGAGGCCUUACAACAGCAAGCUCAGCAGCUGUAUUGGUUGUUGGGACAGUUCAAUUGCCUGAUUCACCAGCUAGAGACCCCCCACAGUAACGACCUUGCCAAUCAGAUCACAGUUUGUUUAGAAAGAUUGGGCAGUCUUGCUCUGAACCCUGAAGAAACAUCCGCUCUCGGUUUUGAAGCCGAUGUCCCAUCUCUUCGGAAAGCUAUUACUACGUUUGGAUCAAUUAAAACUGUGAACUGUGAAGCAAGUCCAAUAAUUGCCAGCCCUGCACCAUGCAGUUUUGUUUCCCAGAAUACUUGGCUUCUCAACAAUUGUUACGUUCCUCCAAUCGAUCAGAAACCUCAUUCUGGGGCUUUGAGCACAUCUCUAUCUGAAUGGCUUUUGGAGGGCAAAGUUACCAACAUUUCUCCAUGUCCUGCUUUGUACAUUCCAAGCUCUUCUCCACAGGAUUGGCUGAUAAACUCGGACAUCACUGGACAUAUUGCGGGUUCAGAAACACCUGCACCACUCACUUUUGAUAUUGAGAAAGUCUGGGGUAAACUAGGGGAAUUACAUAAUUGGUUGCUAGAGUCCCAAAACAAGGAAUCUUGUCCUGAGAAAACUGGAGUGCGUACACGUGACCAUUCAGAGUCCAGCUCUUUCUCCUUUGAAAAAGUUGAUGAUAUUGACUUCGAUUUGGAAGAUCAGGAAGAGAUGGAUCUUUCAGAGUGGCUCAUUUCCCCCGCCACUACCGAAGAAUCGACUAGUGACGUGGACAAAUGGAAACUCCUCUUUCAUCCAUUUGUUCAGGACUACAGCAUUAACGAUUGGCUCCAUAAAGUAGAGUCCUGCAGUAAUUGCUGUGGUGGAAAUACAGCUCCCUUAGAAAUCGAAAAUCUUGGGAACCUCCGAUGUUUAAAUGAGCAGCUUGGGGGGAAGAAGGCUACUGUGUCUGGAGAUGAAAUGUGGCUGUUGAAGGAAUCUCAGGCUUUCUUUAAGAUUGAAGAAAUCUGCAAAGCUAAUGAGCCCUGCUCUACUCUCUCAGAAUGUGUGUGUGAUGAAAGCUGUGAGAAAGAUGCUCUAAGGAAGUGGCUUUUGAAGAAGGAAGGGAAAGACAAAAAUGGCAUUCCUCUGAAUCCAGAACACAUUGUCAAAGACCAAGAGCAAGAAAAGUCAAAACCUUCCAUAAAUAUGUGGCUGCAUCCAUGCAAAAGAAAUUCUGGGGAGCAGACUUGCACCAAGAAGACAGAAGAAUAUGAUCCCUUAAUUAGGCAUUUCAGAGCAUUGCUUGAAACACCUUUAACCAAUUGGGUUGUCGAGUCCACUACAGCAGAGAAGGCAGAAAACGAAACUUCAAAUAGUAAAUGGAAGCUGAACCCCUCGGAGAAUCAUUCUCCGUUUCAAUUGCCUCUAGACACUGGUUGCUGGGUGUUGUCCUCCAAGAACAUAGAUAACACAGAAAAGUCAGAACAGCCUGUACUGGAGGAUAAAUGGCUCCUACGUAAAAAAGCACAUGAAUAUUAUGGCCUUCCCAGUGUCAGUGACCUCUUUGCCUGCAUGAAGCUAGCAGCAGACAAAGACAAAUGGCUGUACCGCACUCCCUUACAGAUGUGAAGCAACUUAUGAUCUCCAAACUUUGGUCAAGGACGCACAACAAAAUCUUAGUGGAAAAGACUUCCUAGCUGUUUGCCUGCUGCCUUUUCCUCAGGAUUGUUUUCUUGCUCAUAACAUGUAAAGAAAUGUAACCUGUAACGAAAUCGCUAAUUUGAAACUAUUUGGGUUACAAUGUAAUCUGUUUCUUGAAAAUUCCCUUUAAUUCCUAGUGACAGGGACAGUAUUUUCAUGAUGUGGUGUUGUAAUAAUGGAGUCUUCGACAUUUUCUGUGUGUCUAAGAUCUUUUUUUUUUUUUGUUUAAAAAAAAAAAAAUAUUGCUUAAAACAGCAAUUUGUUGUUCAUUUAUAGUUUUAAAGUGAAGCUGUGUUUAACUUUUUAAUAUGACUAAACUGUGGGCAUACACAUUGGUAAGUACCUAUAGAUGCCUGCAUGUGAUUCCUCCUCCCAGUAACUCUGGGGAAGAUCUAAAAUGCAGCUUUAGUUAGCCCUGUCCCUUCCACCUGCUAGGCUCAGUGAAGCCGUUCAUUACAAUGUUGGACUAACAGGGAAGCAGAAUGGGGCAUAA